This is a messenger RNA of Hipposideros armiger (great roundleaf bat), 331 nucleotides long. It is a transcript of the gene DNTTIP1, whose product is annotated as deoxynucleotidyltransferase terminal interacting protein 1. Gene Ontology annotation, molecular function: nucleosome binding; DNA binding. Gene Ontology annotation, cellular component: nucleus. The record is from RefSeq and is a predicted model, not a curated record. Bases 23 to 316 code for a protein of 97 amino acids. The transcript is spliced from 3 exons. Lineage: Eukaryota; Metazoa; Chordata; Mammalia; Chiroptera; Hipposideridae.
AGUUGUAAGAGUCAGAGACGCCAUGGGGGCCACUGGCGACGCCGAGCAGCCGCGGGGACCCGGAGGGGCAGAGCGGGGCGACCCCGAGCAGGGAGACGCGGGCGCAGCGAGUCAGCUGGUUCUCACGAACCCUUGGAACAUAAUGAUAAAGCACCGGCAGGUGCAGCGAAGGGGCCGCCGCUCACAGAUGACAACAAGUUUCACAGAUCCUGCCAUCUCCAUGGACCUCCUCCGAGCUGUCCUGCAGCCGAGCAUCAAUGAGGAGAUCCAGACGGUCUUCAACAAGUACAUGAAGGUGAGAGGGACACGAAGAUAAAACAUUAACAGGGAA